Cuscuta epithymum is the source of this 1184-nucleotide messenger RNA. The record is from the annotation of a GenBank genome assembly. NCBI's taxonomy places the organism in Eukaryota, Viridiplantae, Streptophyta, Magnoliopsida, Solanales, Convolvulaceae.
AAGUUAUGUAUGCUCAUUUGGUAUUGAUGUUAUGCUCAUUUUUAAAUGUCAUAUUUCAAAAAUAUCAUAUUACAUUAGACUCACAUAUUGAAAUUAAUAGGAGUGAAUUAUAGAUAUAAUUUAAUAAGUUUUUAUAAAAGAAAAAAUACGAAAAAGAAAAAAAUUAGAAGAUAUGAAGCAGAGAUUGUGAUACUCAUUGUUACCCUCCUAAUGCUCAAUACAACAGGUAAAAUACUCACUAAAAGUACACUAUUGCUCAUUUUAGUAGAGGUCGUGACUUUUCACUUAAAUUACAAGAAUGCCACCGAAUCUUUUUUGGCCCAUAUUAGUUAUUUAGUUGUGUUCCUUUGGUGGGCCGGGUGUAUGUACCAUAUAGGCACUCCACACCUCCCAACAGAACAAAACCUGUGGCUAUUAGCUAAGAACAGAAGAAGCAUAAGGGCUUGAUUGCAAACAUUUAAAUAAAGUGUUUGUGGCUUUUUUUAAGAAAAAAACACUUACUCCGUAUUUUACUAAACACUAACAACUUUUAUUUUCUCGGUUUUUGUGUAGGAUAUACUUUUUACUUAUUUUACCAAACACUACUAACUUUUAUUACUAAUCACUUUUUCUCAAAAAUUGCUUUUAUUGACAUGUACUUGCAAACAAAGCCGAAGAAACUUGAGCGGCUGAUUGUGUUGGAAGACCUCUCCAUGCUCCAGCGCUAGCGAAGAAGGAAAACAUUUGAUCUUUUCUCAGCGGUAGACGUUUCCACUCUCUAGCGAAUCCAAAAGGUAUACUCGUGGACCCGUAGUGUAAUAGCCUCUGCAGAAUCUACAGCCGUUUACCCCAUCUGGCUUUGCCCACACAGACUUUACAGGCUCCCGUUGAAAACCAUGAUAUAUUCGGAACCAGGAUUUGAGCUGCACAAAAGGCAGGGCGACACGAGCUAUGCCCAAAUGUACACCGAUAUUGGAGUGUACUACGCACCCGGCCCUGUCCUUAGGGGUGAAGUCUUUGAUGGUUCAUUGGCAGUGCGGCGUUUGGAGGAUUGGUUGAUUGAAAACCACGGGUUCCAACCACAAUAUGCAGUGUCUGAGUUGUCGGAGAAGAGCUUCUGGAGGAUGUUUGAUGUUGGGCUCUAUGAGCACUGCAGGCGCAAGUAUAAAGCCAUAGGCACCUUCAUGAGUGUGUACUACAAGUCA